UUCAUUCUCAGGUUUAAGCUGUUUUGAUAUUGAAGUUUAUCAAUAACUUUAUCUCUUGCUGAAUUAGAUAAAUCCUUUACUAAAUUCAAUAUAGUAUAUGAAGCAGCAACAUAACAUUUCCUCUUCAAGUUUUUAAAAUUGUUGAUACAGAGUUAGGUAUUUUGAAUUAUAUAAAAUUCAUAAUGGACCCUACCCCAGGGGAACAUGACUGCCUCAUGCCUACCAAUUUAUCUAAAGGAAAAACAAGCGACAUUGCUACACCUGUGGGUAAACCCAACUCUAAUUUGGAUGGAAUUAAACAGCCUCAGCCUCCUCCAUACGCAGGUGCACGUUCCGUACCAUUUAAUCAGACAGAGUCAAAUGGCGAGAUUCAAUCCAGCAUGAUUCAAAAACACCGAAGGGUAAUUUUAAAUGUGGGUGGAGAUCGACAUGAAAUUUUGUGGGACAAUUUGGCCCGUUAUCCAUACACCCGUCUUGGACAAUUGGGAGAUAGGUACAGGUCACUUUGGGAGGUUGGUUAUAGCUCACGUGAUGAAAUUUUAAAUCUGUGUGACGACUAUGACUUGAGUGCGAAUGAGUAUUUUUGGGACCGACAACCUCGCACAUUUCCAUUUAUCCUAAACUUGUACAGACGGGGCAAGCUGCAUCUUCCUGAGGAUUUAUGCGUGCUGGAAUUUGACGAGGAUUUGCAAUAUUGGGGAAUUGAUGAGCUUUACCUUGAUUCUUGUUGCCAAAUUAAAUUUCAGCAGAAAAAAGAACAGCUUAUUGCAGAAAUCAAGAAGGAUGAAGAGUUUCUGUCUUCUCACAAAGAAGAAGACUUUGGCAAAGGAAUGAUUUCAGGAAUGAGAAAAUAUUUAUGGAAUUUGUUUGAAAAGUCAUCCACCCUACCACAAAAGAUUACCGGGAUGCUCUCAAUCACUAUCAUUGUCCUCUCCAUUUUGACUUUGAGUCUUUCCACUGUUCCAGAGUUACAAGUAUUCAAAUGCAAACAUGACAAUGAAUCUUUAUGUGAGGAUUUAUUAUCGUCGGACGACAAUCCCAGUCCAGAGCAACAUUUUAUCCUGACAGACAAUGAGAUUUUAGAAACCCUGGAAAUCGUUUGUAUUAUUUGGUUUACUGCCGAAUACCUCAUCCGUCUUUUCGCGGCUCCAAGCAAGCGCAAAUUUUUCUGCGGGGUUUUAAACAACAUUGACCUUCUUGCCAUUGCGCCAUUUUAUGUGUCACUUUUCCUCGUUCAACUCGAUACACCGGGUCGUUUAGUUCAAGUGUUGCGAGUAUUUCGGAUUCUGCGAAUAUUUAAACUUGCCCGCCACUCAAUAGGACUGCAAAGUUUGGGAUUCACGCUUCGCCACAGUUAUAAGGGUUUGGGUGUUCUCCUUUUGUUUUUGAGUACACGCUAAAAACUAUACGCUUCAGCUGAAGUAAAAAACUACUUUUUUCAAAGCGAAAAGUGCUCCUAUGUCAGAUCAAGUAAUGCAGGUCAAAAUUCCAAUAAGUAACCACUAUUGCUUUAGUGCAAGCACUUGGUACCCUAUAUAUGGGACAU
Messenger RNA from Folsomia candida, 1546 nucleotides. RefSeq names its product potassium voltage-gated channel protein Shab. Bases 183 to 1400 code for a protein of 405 amino acids. Lineage: Eukaryota; Metazoa; Arthropoda; Collembola; Entomobryomorpha; Isotomidae. The transcript has 8 exons. Gene Ontology annotation, molecular function: protein binding; delayed rectifier potassium channel activity. Gene Ontology annotation, biological process: protein homooligomerization; potassium ion transmembrane transport. The record is from RefSeq and is a predicted model, not a curated record. Gene Ontology annotation, cellular component: voltage-gated potassium channel complex; membrane.